Lathyrus sativus (Indian pea) is the source of this 939-nucleotide messenger RNA. Lineage: Eukaryota; Viridiplantae; Streptophyta; Magnoliopsida; Fabales; Fabaceae. The record is from the annotation of a GenBank genome assembly.
AUGAGUAAGAUAUUGGUUGUGGGAGGCACUGGUUACUUGGGUCAGCAUCUAUUACAAUCCUAUGACAAUCAAUCUCUCGCAGUGGCAUUUACCUAUCACUCCACUCCUCCUCCUCAACCGUUCUUGGACGCAUUUCCCGAUUCCCUCCCUUUCCAAAUCGAUUUGAAAUCCGGCAUUGGAUUUGAAGCCAUUUCCAACGAAUUCGGCCAGCCUGACGUGGUUAUCAAUUGUGCUGCCAUCUCGGUGCCUCGUGCGUGUGAAAUUGAUCCUGAUACUGCAAAUGCUAUUAAUGUACCAUCAUCCCUUGUAAAAUGGAUGCAGAGCUUUAAACAGAACAGUACCCUUCUCAUUCAUCUCUCCACAGAUCAAGUUUAUGAAGGGGAGAAGUCCUUUUACAAGGAAGAAGACAUUGCUAUUCCAGUAAAUGUCUAUGGAAAAACUAAACUGGCGGCGGAAAAGUUCAUUUCAGAAAAUUUCCCAAACUUUGCAAUUUUGAGAAGCAGUAUCAUCUAUGGGCCACAAACUCUCUCACCAGUUCCAAAAUCUCUUCCUGUUCAGUGGAUGGAUGGUGUCCUUUCUAAAAGAGAAACAGUUGAGUUCUUUCACGAUGAGUUCCGUUGUCCGGUUUAUGUUAAGGAUCUCGUAACUAUCAUACUAGCUUUAACAAACCAAUGGAUAUCAGGGAGCAAACAAAUGCAGUUGUUACUUAAUGUUGGUGGACCAGAUAGGGUAUCACGCGUUCAAAUGGCUCAGGCUGUUGCACAAAUCAGAGGGUAUGACACGUCAUUAAUCAAACCAGUGCCUGCUUCAUCGGUUGACCGAGGUGUAAAGUCCCCAGCCGACAUAUCUAUGGAUAUCACUAGAUUGGUUCAAACUCUAAAAAUUAAUCCGGUUUCAUUUAAAGACGGCGUUAACUUAACACUUACAACUGAAGCUUAA